AGAAACCAAAAAAAGCCAGAGAAAAUCAAAGAGAAAAAGCCAUUACCCAUUUCCCCAUUUCUUCAUAACCAGACACCAAAAACACACAGAAAGCUUUAUUGUCAUACCAUUCAUGGCUUCCCUACAAGCUUCAAGUACCCUACUUUUCUCUUCUUCUUCAAGAAGAUUAGCCAAUGCAGCUAUAUCUGUUCCUAAACUACCAAAGAUCAACAAAGUUUCGGUUCCGAAAAUCCAAACAAGAUCAAAGCUUGUUGAGGAACUAACAAACGGAUUUGUCAAGACAAUCAUUCCAUUAGAAAGGACUGAUGUUAAUACUUACAACAGUGAAGAGGGUCAGACUGCAUCAAUGGAGAUUAGAGCUCAGCUUCACGCCAUCUUGGAGGCGGUGGCUGAUAGAAUAGAAAUGCACAAUAACAUUGGCGAGCAGCGUGAUAACUGGAACUCCCUUCUUCUUAACUCCAUUAACAUGAUAACUCUCAGCGCUGCAACAAUAGCCGCCAUCGCAGCAUCCGCCAAUCCAGUUGGUGCUUCCCUUUUGGCCUGCAAGUUUUCUUCAACCCUCAUGUUCUCUGCAGCCACAGGGAUGCUGGUUAUCAUGAAUAAAAUUCAGCCAUCUCAGCUGGUUGAAGAGCAAAGAAACGCCACCAGACUGUUCAAACAGUUGCAGAGAAGAAUCGAAACGAUUCUUUCUCUCGGCAAUCCGACCGAAGAAGACGUAAAAGAUUCAAUGAAAAGAGUCUUGGCACUAGACAGAGCUUACCCACUUCCUUUAUUAGGCGUCAUGCUUGAAAAGUUCCCCAAUAAAUUCAAGCCUGCAACCUGGUGGCCUAAAGCAAUGAUACCAGACUCACUAUCUCCGAAGAAGUUGCAGGGCGUUAAUGGCUGGACUGAGGAGCUGGAAACGGAGAUGAAAGAGCUUCUCCAAGUCAUCAAGAGAAAUGAUAGUGAAGAUUACGAGAGACUCGGCAAUAUAGCGUUGAAAGUGAACAGAACAUUAGCCAUCUCCGGGCCAACACUGACCGCCGUUGCAGCUCUCGCGUCUGCUUUCUUGGGAAAUCCAUCAAACGGGUGGUGGCCAUCAGUCGUGGUAUUGACAUCUGCAGCAAUGGCCGCUAUAGUUAACAGCUUGGAGCACGGGGGUCAAGUGGGUAUGGUGUUCGAGAUGUACAGAAACAGCGCUGGGUUCUUCUCUGAUUUGCAGGAGUCGAUUGAAUCCACGGUGAGUGAAAGUAACGCAGAAAAGAGAGAAAACGGAGAGUUGUUCGAGAUGAAGAUGGCUUUGAAGCUUGGUAGAAGCUUGUCAGAGCUUAGAGAUCUUGCAAGAAAGUCUUCUUUACGUGUAGAAGGAUCCGCCAUUGAUGAAUUUGCCAGCAAGCUUUUCUAGAUUUUUAGGAAUUGAUUAAUUCUUUGAUUCUUUAUUUGUUAGAAUGACCCAAAAAAAAAGUUGUACAACCAUGUAAUAUACAAAGAACAAAGAGAAAAAUUC
Carica papaya (papaya) is the source of this 1486-nucleotide messenger RNA. Its product is annotated as putative F-box protein At4g22030. NCBI's taxonomy places the organism in Eukaryota, Viridiplantae, Streptophyta, Magnoliopsida, Brassicales, Caricaceae. The record is from RefSeq and is a predicted model, not a curated record.